This is a messenger RNA of Bufo bufo (common toad), 1567 nucleotides long. RefSeq names its product P2Y purinoceptor 4-like. The record is from RefSeq and is a predicted model, not a curated record. NCBI's taxonomy places the organism in Eukaryota, Metazoa, Chordata, Amphibia, Anura, Bufonidae. The coding region runs from base 245 to 1318 and encodes 357 amino acids. Gene Ontology annotation, molecular function: G protein-coupled receptor activity. Gene Ontology annotation, cellular component: plasma membrane. The transcript has 2 exons. Gene Ontology annotation, biological process: G protein-coupled receptor signaling pathway.
GGAAAAUUGCAAGAGUCGGAGGAGAACGCGUUGGGCAAACAGGAGGAGGAGGCUGGAGAUAAAGCUCGAUACCUGGAGAGGAGCAGAGAUAAUACAGUCAUUGCUUCCAGUGAUGCUGCUCCUGUUGCCUGUUGACCUGAACUCGCCUUUACCAAAGACAAUGACCAUGCAGAUCUUCUUCAAUUCUUCAACACUAACACUGUGAUGGUGGGACCUCCCUAAUUCAGUAAACACCCCCUACAGUAUGCCCUCCACUUCCUUCACCCCUAUUUUUAACUCCUCAACCCCCACCUUAUCCUCAUCAUCAGGUUCGUCAUGCCAACUGGAUGAGUCCUACAAGCACAUCUUCUUGCCAACCUGCUACCUCAUCACCUUCCUGCUCAGCUUGAUUUUGAACUCCACAGUACUCACACGAUGCCUACGACGACCUUGGAACCCAUCAUUGGUCUAUAUGUUUAAUCUGGCACUCAGUGACCUCAUGUACAGUUUGUCUUUACCCUUCCUUAUUGCCAAUUACAUCUCCCGUGACCGCUGGUUGUUUGGAGACCCUAUGUGCCGCCUGGUUCGGUUCCUCUUCUACUUCAACCUUUACUGCAGCAUCUUCUUCUUGACAUGUAUCUCGUUCCACCGCUAUCUUGGCAUCUGCCAUCCCAUGCGUUCCAUGAGGUUAGAAACAAUGCGUUGGGUGAGGGCAACCUGUCUACUGGUUUGGGCUGUGGUAUUUGCCAUGACCUCUCCUAUACUUCUGUUUGCUCGUACUGGGCCUCUUGAAGGCCCCGAAGAUAUAGUGACCUGUUGGGAUGAUGCCCUUGAUGCAGACCUUCAACGUUACAUGCCAUAUGGACUUUUUCUACAUGCAGCAGGCUUUUUCUUGCCCUUCUCAUUGACUGCCUGGUGCUACUCAAGAGUAGUACGCACACUCUGCCGGACUCUACGUGGAGGUGCUGUACCAGGGCCUGUGCCAGGUGUGACCCAAAGACGCAAAUCCAUUCGGACCAUUGUCACCAUCACCCUUCUGUUUGCUCUUUGCUUCCUACCUUUCCAUAUCACCCGUACCAUUUUCCUGACAAUGCGGGCUGGUGGCAUGGCUUUAGGUGGAUGUCGUGCCUUGGGAGUGGUGGCCAUCUGCUACAAAGUAACCCGGCCUCUGGCCAGCGCCAAUGCUUUUCUCAAUGCCCUGCUGUAUUUCCUGACCAAGGAGCCCUGGGGUCGAGCCCUGAGGGGUAAAAAAGAGAAAGCGCAAAUGGGUAAAAUGGACAAAAAGAGACCCACUAAAAAUGGACAACCAUGGAGUAAUUUCUACCCACAAUUACCUUGAAGAUCUCACAGGAACCGAUGGAAAGAAGCAAUUUUUUCCCAAGAUUGUGAACUCGAGUUUUUGAGUUAUCAGCUUCUGGUGGAAAUCUGGAUGACAACCAAUAUGGCCACCAUUACAGUUGUCACAGUGGUUGUUUACUCUAUUCACCAAGUAUCCUGACUGGGAAUGUCCCAGGCCAAUAGCUGCAGGGUUAGCAGUUGCUCCAGUCCCUAGUGCCUGAUGGUGGCCCAAAGAUCCUUGCCAAAUAAG